This is a messenger RNA of Mirounga angustirostris (Northern elephant seal), 1477 nucleotides long. RefSeq names its product growth hormone releasing hormone receptor (gene GHRHR). Lineage: Eukaryota; Metazoa; Chordata; Mammalia; Carnivora; Phocidae. Bases 1 to 1272 code for a protein of 423 amino acids. Gene Ontology annotation, cellular component: plasma membrane. The transcript has 13 exons. Gene Ontology annotation, biological process: adenylate cyclase-activating G protein-coupled receptor signaling pathway; positive regulation of cell population proliferation; cell surface receptor signaling pathway. Gene Ontology annotation, molecular function: growth factor binding; G protein-coupled peptide receptor activity; peptide hormone binding. The record is from RefSeq and is a predicted model, not a curated record.
AUGGACAGCAGGGCAUGGGGUGCCUUCAUCCUCUGCUUGCUGAGCCCAUUGCCAAUUGUAUCCAGCCAUGUGCACCCAGAGUGCGACUUCAUCACCCAACUGAGAGAGGAUGAGAGGUCGUGUCUGCAAGCAGCAGAAGGGAAGCCCAACACCACCCUGGGCUGCCCGAGCACGUGGGAUGGGCUGCUGUGCUGGCCGAUGGCAGGCUCCGGCGAGUGGGUGACUCUCUCUUGCCCCGAUUUCUUCUCCCACUUCAGCUCAGAGCCAGGGGCUGUGAAGCGGGAUUGCACUAUCAUGGGCUGGUCUGAGCCCUUCCCACCUUACCCUGUGGCCUGCCCUGUGCCCCUAGAGCUGCUGACGGAGGAGAAAUCCUACUUUUCCACAGUGAAGAUCAUCUACACCCUGGGCCAUAGUAUCUCCGUCGUGACCCUCUCCGUGGCCAUUGCCAUCCUGGUUGCUCUCAGGAGGCUGCACUGUCCCCGGAACUACAUCCACACCCAGCUGUUUGUCACCUUCAUCCUCAAGGCGGGUGCUGUGUUCCUGAAGGACGCCACCCUCUUCCACGGGGAGAACACAGAUCACUGCAGCUUCUCCACGGUUCUGUGCAAGGUCUCCGUGGCCUCCUCCCAUUUCGCCACCAUGACCAACUUCAGCUGGCUGUUGGUGGAAGCCGUGUACCUGACCUGCCUCUUGGCCUCCAAGUCGCCCAGCACAAGGCGAGCCUUCUGGUGGCUGGUUCUUGCCGGCUGGGGGCUUCCUCUGCUCUUCACUGGCCUGUGGGUGUGUUGCAAGGUGACCUUUGAGGAUGUGGUGUGCUGGGACCUGGAUGACAGCUCCCCUUACUGGUGGAUCAUCAAAGGGCCCAUCGUCCUCUCUGUUGGGGUGAAUUUUGGGCUUUUUCUCAAUAUUAUCCGCAUCCUGCUGAGGAAACUGGAGCCGGCUCAGGGCAGCCUCCACACCAAGUCUCAGUACUGGCGUCUCUCUAAAUCAACGCUUCUCCUCAUCCCGCUGUUUGGAAUUCACUAUGUCAUCUUCAACUUUCUGCCUGACAGUGCUGGCCUGGGCAUCCGCCUCCCCCUGGAGUUGGGACUGGGCUCCUUCCAGGGCUUCAUCGUUGCCAUCCUGUAUUGCUUCCUCAACCAAGAGGUGAGGACUGAGAUCUCGCGGAGGUGGCAUGGCCAUGACCCUGAGCUGCUGCCCGCCCGGAGGGCCCGCACCAAGUGGACAAUGCCUUCCCCCUCUGGGGUGAGGGUGUUGACGUCUGCCUGCUAGGCUGGCCACAUCACGUGACUGGAGCCCACACCUGAACUUGGGCAGCUCCAGUGGGCCCACCACUCUCUGCAGGAGCAAGAGGGACGAGCGCCCCGGAGAGCCCUCAGGCCACACCUCCGCCACAGCUGCUGCCCCGCCCUGGGCAGGGGCAACCCUUUCACCCUGUCCUGUACCUGUCCCGCACCUGACCCUGGGUCCCUGAGUG